AUGCAAAGGCGUGUCACCCCUGAGCGAAGGCUAUCGCCCGCUCACUGGGCCCUGCGCGGUGGUCGGUUGCUCGUGCUCAGGCGGGGAGUGCCCCUUGGGGCUUCCGGCCACUUUCCUCGCGCCUCGUCUCCCGACUGCCCGAGAGUCGGCGGCCCCAGCGCCGACCCCGCCUCGUCCGCCCGCACCCGCCUCCGCCCCUCGGCGCUGCCAGCCCAGGCGAGAGGGCACUACCGGCAAUGCCCUCCCGGCCAGUUCCCGUUCCGGGCCGGGGCGCGGCCGCUCUUGCUCCCAGUCUCCCGCAGCUGCCAGUGCCGUGAGCUCCCUCGGCCUCGGCGCUGCCCCGGGCCUCGGCGCUCCUGGGUCCCCGCGCUCUCGGGCCUCGGCGCUCCUGGGUCCCCGCGCUCUCGGGCCUCGGCGCUCCUCGGUCCCCGCGCUCUCGGGCCUCGGCGCUCCUCGGUCCCCGCGCUCUCGGGCCUCGGCGCUCCUCGGUCCCCGCGCUCUCGGGCCUCGGCGCUCCUCGGUUCCCGCGCUCCGAACCUCCCCUCGCUCUGGUUCCCAGCUGCUGCGAGGUCUGCACACGUGGAGCCCAAGGGCAGCAUGAGAGUGAGGUGGGCGUCCUGGCUCCUGAUUGGCCUCUGCCAGGAAGACAUCUGUAGCCAAAGAUGAGUUUGGGCAAAG
Lontra canadensis (Northern American river otter) is the source of this 678-nucleotide messenger RNA. RefSeq lists its product as uncharacterized. The transcript has 3 exons. The record is from RefSeq and is a predicted model, not a curated record. NCBI's taxonomy places the organism in Eukaryota, Metazoa, Chordata, Mammalia, Carnivora, Mustelidae. The coding region runs from base 1 to 666 and encodes 221 amino acids.